This is a messenger RNA of Sordaria macrospora k-hell, 855 nucleotides long. RefSeq lists its product as uncharacterized. Lineage: Eukaryota; Fungi; Ascomycota; Sordariomycetes; Sordariales; Sordariaceae. The record is from RefSeq and is a predicted model, not a curated record.
AUGUGGCAAGCCACAAGCGGUGAUAUCCCUCGGCCUCGACAAACGGUCUGUAUGGUCGGUGUUGUUGGGUCGGCUGGGACAUAUAAAUUUCUCCCCGGCUUCGUCUGGUUCCAAGCCGCCGAGCGCUCAGUCGAGACCCGCGCCAACGCUGCCUGCGCGCUGAUAGGAAACCAUCAAAUGCUGGUCGUAGGCGGCCACGACUUUACCUCGGGUCCAGCCAACCGGUACUGGCAGAUGCAGGAUCCAUUCCCGCAAGGACUCGGUCUCUUCAACAUGACAGCCAUGAGCUGGGUUAAAGAUUACACCUACCACGCCGAUGCACAGGCCUAUAAGUCUCCUCAGGUGGUGGAGGACUGGUACAAAGGGAGAGAUCUCUCUUAUAUACCGUGGUCGUCUAACAACGUGAAAGAUAUAUUUCUGGCGAAGCCUGUCUUGUUCGAUAACUCGAAUUCGAACUCAACGGCGUCUGUUGGUCCUACCACGACAACUACUUCUGGCAACAACAAAGUGGGCCGAAUAGUCGGUGGCACGGUAAGAGCUUUUGUUGGCACGGCAAUCCUCCUAUCAUUGAUCUACUACGUUUGGAUUAGGAAACCGACACCGUCAUCGCUCAUGGAUCCGGGAUCUCAUAAGGGUACACUAUCAUCCAACAACACCAAAACCGAGCUUUCGACGGAGCUGCUGGUGACAGAGAUGCCCGUAUCGCUGCCGGAACUUGCAAGCCGCGAGCAGACAUGCGAGCUUGACACACAAAAGAGAAUCUAUGAACUCAACGUUACAAGCCGCACCUGCGAGCUUGAUGCGCCGAAUCGCACUUGUGCUAUCAAUGUGACGAGUCAGAUCGGCAACCCAUAA